Molecule: messenger RNA, 192 nt
Organism: Penicillium manginii
Lineage: Eukaryota; Fungi; Ascomycota; Eurotiomycetes; Eurotiales; Aspergillaceae
Exons: 1
Coding region: 1-192 (63 amino acids)
Source: RefSeq, a predicted model, not a curated record
AUGCGCAUUUCUCUCCCCGACGAGCCCAUUCGAAAAACACAAAGUGAGGUGGCUACUGUGAAAUGGAUCCAAAGGGUAACAGAGAUCCCCACGCUCAGGAUCAUCGCUUAUGAUGCCACUCGGGAGACUGAGAUUGGAUUUGAGUGGAUACUCAUGACGGAAAUCCCUGGGAAGCCUUCAGCAGAUAAUUGA